This is a messenger RNA of Aphanomyces astaci, 2149 nucleotides long. Its product is annotated as TKL protein kinase, variant 2. Bases 263 to 1993 code for a protein of 576 amino acids. Gene Ontology annotation, biological process: protein phosphorylation. The transcript is spliced from 7 exons. NCBI's taxonomy places the organism in Eukaryota, Oomycota, Saprolegniomycetes, Saprolegniales, Verrucalvaceae. Gene Ontology annotation, molecular function: protein binding; ATP binding; protein kinase activity. The record is from RefSeq and is a predicted model, not a curated record.
UCGCGAUCAUGAAGCGCCCGGUGGCAGCUACUGCAUGGGUCGUUGUGGUGUGGACGUUGGUUCAGUCGGUGGAGACAAACGAGGACGACAACAUGGACAUCUCCUAUCGCAUCAUUGAAAGCCAGGAAGUGAUCUGGGCGUGGGGAAAGCUCGAAGGCGUGAAAGGCUCUGCUCGUUACGACGACUGGCCGUCCGUCACACGCGACCACGUUCUCUACGACAACGCCAAUCUCACAAAGCUGUCCGCGUCCUCCUCUUAUCUAUGCCAGAGUUGAUCAUUGCGUUCGAUAGGACGUUCCUCAAUGUCCAACUGCCAACACCGCUACCCGUGCAAACUCUUCCGCUGCAAGUCACCGACGUAGCCAUCGCCAACUGCGACUUGACUGCGUUUCCGCCAGAUAUGCUGCACAUGACCCAUCUUCAAAAGCUAGACCUGAACCGCAACAAUCUCGUGGACUUCAACAUCACCGCGCUAGGGCCGUCGACAUCGUUCCCAUCCUUGCAGCAACUGUACGUCCAUCCAUCCCGCCCUCGACACUCGGUUGGUCUGAGCUUCUGCAGCAUGUUGCAGGAGAACGCCCUCCGCACGUUUGACAUUGCCGCGCCAUCCCUUGUCCAAUUAGACCUCAGCGGCAACCAGCUCACGGCGCUGCCUAGUUGCUUGUACACGAUGAUGGAGCUACUGGAACUGUACUUGGCCAACAAUUCGAUCCCGCAGCCAUUGCAUGUGUCGGCCACCGAGUUUGAGUUCCUCUCAGGCUUAGACUACUUUUAUAUGGACUCGGUAGUCGUCGACUCGAGUGCUUGUAUGGGCGCGAGCCAGCUCCAUGCGCUCAAGGGCAACAAAAUCUGCGUCACAUCCUCGUCCCCUUCGUCGCCGCAUCCCCCCCCUGCCAUCGAUCGUCCAUCUACUACCUGGAGCUACUCGACGUUAUCUUGGGUCCUCCUUGUCAGCGGCGUCCUCGAAGCGGUCGUGGGGGUCGCAGUGUACGUAGCAUACCGCAACCAAAGGAACUUCAAGUGUGCUGCGCCGCCAUCGUACACGACGACGACGACGGCGUCCUCGGGGGAGCGAGAGCGGCUGCUGUCGGUGGAGCACGUUCUGUAUGCCAGCAUGGAAGCAUGGACGUCGAGCACGACUCUGUCGCAGGCGCUGGAGGCAGAGGCGCUGAGGCUGGACUGUGACGCGGUUUCGCUGGAUGUGCGCCUGGCUCAGGGGGGAUACGGGGAAGUGUGGCGGGGCCACUACCACCAAUCAGUGGUCGCGAUUAAGCUGCUGUUGCCGGAGAAGCGAGCCCCCAGCGAUAUCGAAGCGUUUAUGCGGGAGAUUGUACUGCUUGCAAGCUUGGACCAUCCGCACAUAAUCCAGUGCAUCGGUGUCGCAUGGCCCAAAUCGAAGCGCGACCUGAUGCUUGUGACAGAGUACGUGGGUGGCGGGGACCUCCGCGUGUUGCUAGAUGCCGAUCCAUCGUCCGCGCACGUGUGGCGGCGGCAGAAAGUGCAUUUUGCCAUCGACAUUGCCGUGGCCAUCGAGUAUUUGCAUGCGCUGGAUAUUGUGCAUCGGGACAUCAAGGCCAAGAACGUGCUCGUGGACGACACCAGCGCCAAACUGUGCGACUUUGGGGUCGCGGUGCGCCUGCACAACCCCUCCCUUUACGGGGGCUUUGGGACGUCGCGGUGGAUCGCGCCCGAAGUGCUCUCUGGCGACCAGUUCACCAAGGCCGCAGACGUGUACGCGUUUGGGAUGGUGCUGUCGGAACUCGACUCGCACCAGAUUCCGUUUGCGCAUAUCCGGACGUUGUCGGGCAACGACCUGACGAACGUGGCGAUUCUGCAGCAAGUGGUGAAAGGCGCGCUCUCGCCCGAGUUUGGUGCCGCGUGUCCGCGCCAGAUCCUCACGCUGGCCAAGUUGUGCCUCCAUCCGAACCCCAAGGCCAGACCCGCGGCCGCCGCGGUCGUCGCGGCGCUGCGUCAAGUUGUGUUGGACCCAUGAAAUCGUGCGAGUAUUGGGGAAGAGUAGUACAUAUAGGGUGGUGUAUGUAUAUAUAUGGUAUAUAUACCUCGUCCAAGGGGAUACUAGUAGUAGUUACUAUCGAGAUCCCGUUUCUACUAUAUAGUACUUCGAAGGAUUUGAUAAGAGAAAACGAAG